AUGGCAGAGUUUGACGACCAACACAGUCGAGUUCCCGAGUCGGUCUUUUUAGGCGUGCUAUGGGCUCUCACAGGGACAUCGUUUCUAUUUGUCGUAUUCCGCAUAUAUGCCCAACUUGCCUCAUUCCGUCGAGUAUUCCUAGAUGGCUACCUUGUUGUCUUCGCAUGGUUCAUCAUGCUCACAGCUGCAGUCAUCUGGCAAGUCGAAGGGAAGGUCCUUUACGAGUUAUAUGCCAUCAGCGCUGGGACAAAACCAUUUAAUCUUGAAUUGCUACCGAGGUACGAUACAUUCAUGCGAUUCAAUGCUCCACUUCAGAUACUAUUUUACUCGGCGCUGUGGUGUGUCAAAUUCUCGUUCAUGGCACUCUUCUAUCGAAUCAGUGCCAAGGUUAAGCCUCUCCGUAUCUGGUGGUUCGUGGUCCUUUUCUGUACAGCGAGUGUCUAUAUCGCAUCAGUGGCCGAUAUCGAAUACAAAUGCAGUUUUGGAGGGUUGGAGUAUAUCAUUUCCCAAUGUCCCCAGCCUCAUCACGUUCAUUAUGAAAAUCGCAUGUUCUGGGCCAACUGUGUUGGAGAUAUCACCACGGACUUGAUGAUCCUGUCUAUUCCCUUCCUUGCGCUAUGGAAGACACGAAUCUCGCUGCGAAAAAAGCUCAUUUUGCUCAGUAUUUUCUCCGCAACUAUCUUCAUCAUGGUCACCGCGAUAAUUCGGGUGGCCGUCGGGAUGGACUAUGACCGUCAGAUGAAUAUCGACUGGCUAUGUUUCUGGAGCUUUGUUGAAGUGGACAUUGCGAUUAUUGUCUCGUGUGUCGCCUCCCUCCGACAACUCUUCGUCGCCUCGCAAAAUCAGAGCUCAUCUGCAAGGACCGCGUACUAUGAUACAAAUGAUCCCAUUCUGAAAAAGCCGCAAGAAGGGUCCAGUCAAGAUCUGUCGCGAUCUGUGGGGGAUGUCGAGUCACCCGCAAAUGAUGAGGUGCCCAUGUCGCCCCUGAGUGUUGUACAUUCGCAAAUCCUCUAUGAGACUCUCGAGAUCUGCCCACUCCAGGAUCUGUGGAAAUUGAGGGCGGUCAAUUGCUUCUUUGCAAGUGCGGUUGAGGCCUACUUGUUAGAGCGUGUUCAACUCCGUGACGUUGUCAUCCCUUCGACUGCCAACGCCGAACCCAAAGUCCGGUGGGAGGAUCUUCCAUAUGGCAUGAAACGUGUCUAUCUCCACCGCAAGCUUCAUAUCCAUGAUCACAGCCAAUGUGGAUGGUCGAGUCUGGUUCACGGAAUUCUUGACCUUCCUCAUCAGAGAACCGAAACUCUUAUCAACAAGCUCAUCGAUGCAUACCUAUGUGGAGAAUUCAGUGGCUAUCGCAAACUACUCGACCCUGAUUUAUAUACAGCUGAAAAAAACAGACUCGUCUCUGCUCGCCGCACCAUGCCAUUCUAUUGGCCACCCGAGAAAUUCGAAACGACAUUGAAGUAUGCCUUAGCAGCGAGUGCCAUUCAAAGAGGAGACUGUAUCCAGCUGCAGACACUCCUUGAUCAGGGAAUUCACAUUACAGGCCAUAGUGACCGACUGGCCCUUGUUCCGCUGGAUAUCGCUGCCAAAAAGGGUUCUAAGGCGACCAUAGAGCUACUUCUAGCACACGGUUGUCCAAUGAAGUAUCGCAGUCAUAAGGAUCAUCAUAACUCCAUGUUUGACGAGACCAAAGUCACGGACAUGAUGGCGGAAAGUGGCAAUGGCAUCGGGUUAAAGGUCUGGAUUGACCACUUGAUAAAGGACGGACCAAUGUAUCCGAAGCUUUUGAAGCAGACGAUGGCAAGGGGAGUUGUGGGCGGGCAUGUUGAAGUCUUGAAGCUUGUCCAGGAAUAUUUUGAAGCCCUGUACGGUAAUCCUGGAUGGGGUGCUCAUAUGCUUGACCAGGCCAUCAGGUAUGGGUCAUUGGACGCAAUUAAGUAUUUGUUCCAUCGAGGUGAGGUGGAUGCGCACACGCGAACAAGCCUGUCAGACAGGAGGCCGCUUUUGAAACUGCUGUGUGAAUGUCCAAUCCCGAAGAGACCAGAUAUUGUUAGGUUUCUUCUUGAAAAGGGGGCAGAUCCAAAUGGGAAUGGCCCGUCGAAGAAAAAAACACCUUUCGAAGUGGCCGUCGAAGCAAAGGAUUUUGAAUCAGCAUCAAUUCUAUUGAAGUAUGGAGUAACUGUCAACUUCAAAUGGAUGAUGCCAUUGCUACUGAAUAGCCAGACCCGUGCCGCUUUGGCUCAGCUGUUUUGGCCUGUCGGGCACAGUCGCCGAGUAUACAAGACGAGAGGAAAGUCAUAUACUCUCUGUCGUGAGGCGAGGAUGAUAAACAAUGUUGAGAAUGUUUUCUUAGAACUGGGGUGGAGUGAGCAAGAUGUGAAAGACUUGGGGAUUGAACAUUUUAUCGAUAUAUUCUAG
Penicillium verrucosum is the source of this 2418-nucleotide messenger RNA. RefSeq names its product ankyrin repeat domain-containing protein. The transcript is spliced from 7 exons. The record is from RefSeq and is a predicted model, not a curated record. Lineage: Eukaryota; Fungi; Ascomycota; Eurotiomycetes; Eurotiales; Aspergillaceae. The coding region runs from base 1 to 2418 and encodes 805 amino acids. Gene Ontology annotation, molecular function: protein binding.